UUGAAGCCAUCUUUCUAAAGAGAAACGCGUCAGUUGCGGCAGUGUUGAUAUUUACAGCGAAAGCCAUAAUAUUAUGGUUUUAAUCUGAAGAAAAUUUCAUGUCUUAUUUAUCUAUCAGUGAUUUAAAAAGAAGACUAUGGCUUUGCCAGAUGAAAAAUCUGCUAACCAAUUUAUCUCGGCUUUGGUAAAAAAUUUACAAGCUGUAUGUCAUGGAAAUGUAGAUUUUGAUAAAAAUGUGAAAGUUGUGGGUCAUUUAUUCCUAACAGUUGAUAGUGCAACAGAAUUUAAUUAUAUUGUGAAUGAAAAAGUUUCUAAAAGUGAUGAAUCUUCAACGACAUUUAUCAGUAAAAGUUUCUAUGCCACUGAUCCACAACAAAAAACACCAAAGAAAAAUUUAGACAGACCACUUCCUCCCCCCACCCCAAAUGUUUUGGGUAAAACUCGUUAUGACAUUAGUGUGGACUUGACAGAUGAACCUGGGGGAGGAAGGUAUCCGCAAAUGCCAGGAAGGAGUCAGUUUUCUAGACCUCAAGGAUAUCCAGGCUCUCAUCCAAUGCACAGAACUCCAGCACGUCGUAGACCCUUUGAUCAAAAUAGACUUCCCCCUCAUCAAAUGGCUAAAAUGCCUCGUCUUUCAUCACCACAGCGUCAAUCCAUGAAUUUAUCAUCAUUAUCACCACGAAAAAUACCAACAUCACCAUCACAAAGAUUAAAUGCACCAUCAACAAUAACAUCUCCGUCCAUUCCUAUUCCUGUUGAUCCAGCAUCAGUAUCAGCAACACCAGCUCAUUCUUUACCUGGUGCUGAUAAACCAGAAUCAGAUUCUACUGGUAAUAUUACUGAUACAACAGAUAAACCUGAUAUUAAAUUUGAAGUUAUUAAAGUAGAAAAUGGUAGUGUUGUAGCUAGUAAUAAAAAUAAAACAGAAGAAGAUGAUGGUCAACUAAAAAUAGAAUCUGUUACUAGUCAUGAUUUAUCAAUAGAUACAGCGUCAACCGGUGAAAAAGACUCAGAAAAUACAGCAGAUGGUGGUUCUAGUCCAAGUGAAAAACCACCGGAUAUUCCUAAUGAAUCUGAACCAAGUGAUAAAAAUACAGCUGAAAAUACCCCAACUGACCGUACAACUCCCUCUGAAUCAACUGAAGAAUCAUCUCCAUCAAAAGCACCUCAAUCAAACGACCCUGAAGUUAUAGAAAUAGACUUGACCAAAGUUAAAGAUGAAAUAGAUAGCUUAUUUGACUCUGAUUCAAGCAGUAUGUUUGAAGCUUCUGGUGGUCAAAGGCAGCAUUCAGGGAAUUUUUCAGGUGCUCAGGGUGGUGAUAACAGUCUUUCAAGUUUCGGUGGUGAAUCAAAUGAUGAUGAUUUUUUCAAUAGUUUGCGCGAACAAACUGUUGGUUUAUAUCCUGUAGGCUUACAUGCCAAUGAAUCUAAUCCUGGUGAACAAUUUGAACAUGGGUCAAUUCCAAGCCUUCCUGGUGCUCAGUCUGAUGGCGCUUACAUGUCAAUGCCUGGCUCAAGCGCCUCCCCCUCUCAAAAUCAACAGGAAUCUCCUAGUUUUUAUCGAUAUCAGUGUAUUUGGUGUAUGGAGAAUUUUGAAGCUCCUUCUCAAUUAACUCAACAUGAAAAGGACAAACAUAGCAACUAUUUCAAUUCAGAAAACAUGUCCUAUAUUUGUCAUAUUUGUAAUCAUAUAUAUGCAUCGCGGGGGCAUUUUAAAGAACAUGUCAUGACCAAACAUAGAAAUUAUAGAGCACAGUGUCCGUUCUGUGACCGUUCUUAUUCUCGAAAACGGGAUUUAAUUAGACAUAUAAGAAGAAUGCAUACUGAUAAAACUUGUUAGUUCUGUGAUAGCAUCCCAAUACAGGAUUAUACCUUACUAAGGCGAAAUAAACAAUGGACCUGAGAUGAAAAGGACACUACACUUGUUAUAUAUGUGAACAUUUAUUUACACUAGGACGGCAUUUUAAAGAAUAUAUCUGAUUAAACAUCUGUUCUGUGACGGUUCUUAUUCACAGAAAGAUGAAUUAAUUAUGUAUAAUUAAAAAAUGGAAAUAGUCAUACUACUGAUAAUAACAAGUGCUCAUGAUAUCAAAUUAUCACAUUUCGUCUUAUUAUUGAUCAGU
Lottia gigantea (owl limpet) is the source of this 2123-nucleotide messenger RNA. RefSeq lists its product as hypothetical. The record is from RefSeq and is a predicted model, not a curated record. NCBI's taxonomy places the organism in Eukaryota, Metazoa, Mollusca, Gastropoda, Lottiidae. The transcript is spliced from 5 exons. The coding region runs from base 137 to 1840 and encodes 567 amino acids.